GCAUAACACUUGCAAAUUGUUCAUACGUCAAAAGUUUCCAACAAGAGUUUUGAGGGCAGGUUGGGAUCAUGUCCCAGAAACAAUAAAUUCGAGCUUUCAAAGUCUAGAACUCAGCACAAUUAAUUUUGAAUGUGACGAGUGACUGAGGCAAAAGGGUCUUCAGAAAGAAGCUGUUUCACACAGAAUAUUGAAGAGAGAAGAAGGGCUAUAUAUAGGGAUAGAUAGAGAGAAAAUCUGAGAAGGGUGUGAAGAGAAGAACAAAAUGGGUGGUGGUGGUGGUGGUGAAGAAGGGAACAACUUGGAAUUCACUCCCACUUGGGUGGUUGCUGUUGUUUGUUCUGUGAUCGUUGCUGCAUCGUUUGCUGCAGAACGGUUUCUUCACUAUGGAGGGACGUUUCUCAAGAAGAAGAAUCAGAAGCCGCUGUAUGAAGCUCUGCUGAAGAUCAAAGAAGAGUUAAUGCUGUUGGGAUUUAUUUCUCUGCUGCUGACUGUGACACAAAAUGGAAUCAUCAAAAUCUGUGUUCCUGAGGGUUGGACUCACCACAUGCUUCCUUGCAGUCUUAAGGAUAAAAAAGAGAAAGAAUCAGCAAAACUCACAGAACAUUUUCAGACUUUUUUCUCUUUCAGUCAUAUUCCUGCCACUGUUAGGCACCUUUUAGCUGAUAAUGAAGAUCACCAACCAACAGCUGCUGAAAAACUUGGACACUGUGCUAAGAAGGGCAAGGUUCCUCUGUUAUCUGUGGAGGCACUGCAUCAUCUGCAUAUCUUUAUUUUUGUCCUGGCCAUUGUUCAUGUGACAUUUUGUGUUCUCACUGUUGUGUUUGGAGGGUUAAAAAUACGUCAGUGGAAGCACUGGGAAAACUCUAUAGGAGAUCAAAUUAAUGGAACACCAGAUUUGGAAUCAACAGUGACUCAUGUUCGUGAACACGCUUUCAUCCAGAAUCGUUUUACUGGUUUUGGCAAAGAAUCUACUGUUUUGGGUUGGGUGAAAUCAUUUUUCAAGCAAUUUUAUGGAUCUGUGACAAAGUUAGAUUAUGUGACAUUAAGGCUUGGUUUCAUAAUGACUCAUUGCAGAGGAAAUCCAAAGUUUAAUUUUCAUAAAUACAUGAUUCGUGCCCUUGAAGACGAUUUCAAGAAAGUUGUUGGAAUAAGUUGGUAUCUUUGGAUCUUUGUGGUCAUCUUCUUGUUGCUUAAUAUCAAUGGUUGGCACACAUAUUUCUGGAUUUCUUUCGUUCCUCUGAUUCUUCUACUAGCUGUGGGUACGAAGUUGGAGCAUGUAAUAAUUCAACUAGCUCAUGAAGUAGCUGAGAAACAUACAGCCAUAGAAGGUGAAUUAGUUGUUCAACCAAGAGAUGAUCACUUUUGGUUUCAUCGCCCCCACAUUGUCCUCUUCUUGAUUCACUUCAUCCUUUUCCAAAAUGCUUUUGAGAUUGCAUUUUUCUUUUGGAUAUUGUUUACAUAUGGCUUUGACUCAUGUAUCAUGGGACGAGUCCGUUACAUUAUUCCAAGGCUUGUUAUUGGAGUAUUUAUUCAAGUACUAUGUAGCUAUAGUACCCUACCACUUUACGCAAUUGUAACACAGAUGGGAACUCACUUUAAGAAGGCGAUAUUUGAUGAACAAGUGCAAGCACGUCUUGUUGGUUGGGCACAAAAGGCAAAGAAGAAAGGUUUGAGAGGUGAUAGUAAUGCCCAAUCUGCUCAAGGAAGUGCUCAGGUGGGUGCUGGAAUUCAACUGGGAGCAGUCUUCAGGAGGGCAUCUGCCCCAGAAGAGAAUGUUAUUGUCCCUACAAAUGAAGGGCAUCAAUGAGUGUGCCUGCCCUAAACAAAUGUUUUCAAUCAUAUUAAUUAUGGAUAAUGAUAUUUAGACAACAUUUUUUUGACAACAUUUGAACAUUAAUUACGUGUCAAUCUGUGAUUGGC
Vigna radiata var. radiata (mung bean) is the source of this 1920-nucleotide messenger RNA. RefSeq names its product MLO-like protein 1. NCBI's taxonomy places the organism in Eukaryota, Viridiplantae, Streptophyta, Magnoliopsida, Fabales, Fabaceae. Gene Ontology annotation, biological process: defense response. The transcript is spliced from 13 exons. The coding region runs from base 263 to 1807 and encodes 514 amino acids. The record is from RefSeq and is a predicted model, not a curated record. Gene Ontology annotation, cellular component: membrane.